AUGCUGCAGAGCCCGGCGUGCCCCCGGCCCGGGCCGCCGCCCGCCAAGACCCCGUUCCACAUCGAAGCGCUGCUGGCCCGGGAGCCGCCGCGCCGCGGCCCCGCCGCCCCCGCGAGCCCCGGGCCGCCCGCCCCGCGCUGGCCCCCGGCGGGACCCGCAGCCGGGCCGGCCCCGGCGGCUGCAGCGGGGCUGGGGCCGCUGCCCGGAGCCGCAGCGUGGGGCUGGCCCUGGCCCUGGCCCGGCGCAGGUCUGGAGUUGUCUCACUGCGUGGGGACCACCCCGCUGGGUCCCGCGGGGCCUUGGCGGUCGGGGGGGCCCUGCAAGAUGAAGAGAGUGCGCACGGUCUUCAAACCAGAGCAGCUGGAGCGGCUGGAGCAGGAGUUCCUCAAGCAGCAGUACAUGGUGGGCACGGAGAGGGUGGACCUGGCUGCAACUCUGCAUCUCACAGAGACCCAGGUGAAAGUCUGGUUCCAGAACCGGAGGAUCAAGUGGAGGAAGCAGAGCAUGGAGCAGAAGGCGGCAAAGCUGUCGCAGUUCGGGGUGAUCCAGCCUGCAAGCGCCGACUCCACCGACAGCAAGGACCACGAGGAGGACCCCGUGGACGUGGAGCUUUGA
Messenger RNA from Motacilla alba alba, 615 nucleotides. It is a transcript of the gene NOTO, whose product is annotated as notochord homeobox. Gene Ontology annotation, biological process: regulation of DNA-templated transcription; neuron differentiation; central nervous system development. The transcript has 3 exons. The coding region runs from base 1 to 615 and encodes 204 amino acids. The record is from RefSeq and is a predicted model, not a curated record. Lineage: Eukaryota; Metazoa; Chordata; Aves; Passeriformes; Motacillidae. Gene Ontology annotation, molecular function: DNA-binding transcription factor activity, RNA polymerase II-specific; DNA binding.